CGCUUUCUCUUAACAGCUUCCGGUUCUGGCUCGGUAAUCGGUAGAGAUCCGCUUCCACCGCGAGCAGUGAGUAGCUCGCAAUUGGCGGGUCAGCGUCAGCAACAGCAACAGCAGCAUCAGCAACAGGAAUCGCCGGUGUUGACGAGUAACGGGGUCCAGCAGGUAAUGACGCUUCCGCGUUCCAACGGCGUCGGGGCCUCGGUCCCCUCCAAUUACCAUCGGCAGCAAAAUCUACCGGUCCACCAGCAGCCGAGUUCGCAGUCCGGCUCCAUGAUGACGAUGAUUGGCCAGGACCACGAGCUCGACUAUGCCACGCACAUCCUCCGGGCUGCCAGCAGCGGUGACGUCAGAAUGUUGAGCAGCAGCGACACAAGGGAUCCCAGAAUAGCAUCGCCAUGCUCUGGCCAGCGUCUCGUCAGCCCCAUCAACCACUUGAGAGUCAUUUCGCCGAUCGACCAUCGUAUCUCGAGUCCGAGCGAUAGCGAGAGACAUACCCAUAGCCAAAGCGACCGAGGAAUGUCAAGUCCAAUUGGCAGGGACUCGGAACGCGACGGCAACCCGCCGACGCUCAGGCAACUGCAGCGCGGCAUGGGUUCACGUCAAUCCGGGGAGCUCUUCCGCAAGAGGAGCCAGUCGAGCAGCCGGAGGAGUAUCGGGCGACCCUCGAGCAGCAGCAGCAGCGGUGGCGGCGGUGGCGUCGUCGCCGUCGGCGGUGGUAGCGACCUGGUGCAGGUGUCGGCCGGCGAGCUGCUGGGCAGGACCCACGAGGAGCUCGUCCUGCUGCUCAUUCAGCUGCGCAGACAGAGCGCGACCCUAUGCAAGGCCAUGGAAACAUGCCACAUGGAGAUCGAGGCACAGGCUAGAUUGGUGGAACUGGACACGCCAAGACGAUUGGAAAACUUACAGAAACUGGAGGAACUGAAGAAGCACCUUAUGGACCUUGAGAAGCAGUACGAGAAGGGCAAGCCGCUCGUUAACCUCGUCGACAACAUGGUUAAGCUGGGCUCGCUCUACAACUGCAACAAGGCGAACGGCUUGAGCACAGGGAGCCUCUUCGGCGUGUCCAGGAACAGCGGCUUCCAGGAACAGCGGCUCCUCGCAGAAGAGCGACGCGACUGGGACAGACUCAGCCCCGAUCACGGACAGCUUCAGGCUAAGGUGCAACAGCUCUACAAGUUGGACCAAUUACUUCAAGAGGAAUCUGGAACGCUUCACAGUCUUCAGCAGAACAAGGAAUUGCUGGAGAAGGCGCUGGGCGGUCUCAGGCACAAGAUGCAGGGCUGCAGCCGCAGUAAUCCGGCGGAGGCCGAGCGCUACAGAGAGCAGCAGCUUCUUCUCGAGCGGGAGCUCAGUCGGGUGCGCCUCCUUCUCGCGCACAACUCCAAGAAGCUCGAGGAGACGGUGGCGGAGAACGCGCGCCUCGAGCAGGACCUCGUGGUGCUGCGCCAGAAGCUCCAGGCCUCGCGCAGGUACGCGGGUAACGUGCAGAUCCGCGACUCCAGCGGCACCACGGCCGCUCUCGAGAAGGAGCUGCGCCGUGUGCAGCAGCUCGUCGGCGACCUCCAGCGGCAGCGUCAGGAGCUCAGCAUACAAGUCAGGCAGCUAACCGAGAAAUCCCACAGCCUUGUGCAGCAGAUCAGACCGCAAAGCAGCUCGACGCCGCAAGUUCACCAGCCGAAGAAACGCGCACCGAGCUCCUGGCUGGAGACUGACCUCGACUCCGGCCUCACCCAAGAACACGGCCUCGAGCUCUCCUCCAGCCCGGCUCUGUCCGCCUCCCCGCAUGCCAAGCUCAACGGAAGUCCAUACCAACAGCAUCAGCAUCAGCAACAUAAUCUGGGCUCACCCCAGUACGCGAAGGAUUUAUCGAGCCAAUCGCGCUCCCCGGCCUCCACGUCAUCCUCAUCCUCAUCCCAGUACUGCAGACAGUCCCAGGUCCAGGCCGCCUCGCCCCAGAACUGCACCAUGUCCGGCCUCUCGCCCCAGAUGAGGGAGCAGAUUCAACAGCACCAGCUGAAGCAGCAGUUACUCAAGGACCAGAUGCAGCAGACCAACCCCGUGCCCCUCUACGUAAACACUAUCGUUCAAGAUCCGAGGAGACACGAAAGUGCUAAGCACUACGACCAAAUGACUAACGGCGGUCCCAUUCUUCCCCCGGAGUACAUCCCACCACCUCCUCCACCGCCAAACGAAGAGCUGAUAAUAAUGAACGGCGUCUACGGGCACGAUGAUGGUAAAUUUUCUGGCUUGAUGCACAGCCGCGAGAAACAAGAGAUCAAAACUGUUCGCAUAGUGAAACGCGAAUCCGAGCGACGUCAAAGAGAUCGAGGCGACAGAACCGGAAAUAUCGGUAUCCCUCUGACGAAUGGACUUCAAGCUCCUGGCGGGGCUAAAAGACUCGGAGAGGACGAGUUCAAUGGAUCACAACAAUUCGAACAUCAGCUGGACCGGGUGGUCGAGGAGACACCGAUGAUCCACGCGCAGAGCAGCGUCCAGUUGUCCGAGCUCAGCGAUGUGCAAUUCCAGCGCAGUAUGUCUCUUCCCCGGGGCUUCGGGGGCCAAAAGCCUCAUCCGGGUGUACACCAGGGACCCGUUGCCCCGCCCCCUCGGAGCGACAGCAUGACCGCCCUGAGGAACAUGAUGGCCAGGAGGCAGCGUGUCCGGUUUGAGAAUCAGGACGCGGGAAGCUCGGACAGUACGUUAUCGCCCUACAUGACCGACAGUCCGAGCUACUCCUCAUCCCAGGGUCAGACGACAAGCGUCUCGUCCCCCAGCAACUACUACUGCUACUCCACCAGUCCACCCUAUAGCCCCAGCCAAAACUACCCCGCGUAUCAGCGUCCUUACCCCAUCUACGGCAUGCAACAGCAGCAGCAGCAGCAGCAACAGCAACAACAACAACAACAGCAACAGCAGCAGCAGCAAUCCCAUCAGCAGCAACAACAGCAGCACUACUACGGGGACUCGAGCUCAUCCGUAAACCCAAUGAGCCCGAAGCUACUCUCGCCCAGCCAAAGCGUCCAGAGUAUCACGGCCGAGCUCUCGCCACAGUUGUCGCCCGUCUUCAAGAGCGAGGCCGCCAAGCAGAUCAUCAAGGAGAUGACGGAGAAGAAGCCCGACGCCGGGAGGCCCAGAAAGCGCCAAGUGCCCAGGGAAAAGAGAAGGCACUACACUGUCUCGAGUAGCAAGCCGCUAUUCGAUUUGGAAGACGCUUUCACGAAGAUGGGUAUGGGUAGAGCAAGAGACGAUUUAGACAUGGAAAGAGCUUUGCGGCCACGAAUUAAUGCUCCCGACGUCGUCAGAUCGACCUUGAGUCACAAGGAGUUGAAAUAUAAUGAAAGCACGAUCGAUCAACUUUUGGGAACCCCAAAUAAGAUCAUCAUCCCUGAACGUUAUGUGCCAGAAAAGACUCCUGAAUUGACGGCUGAAGAACAAGAGCAUCGAUUAAAGAAAGCAGAGUCAAUAAGAAAAAUGUUAUCCGAAACUACCGUUACUGCGUCUGAUGGCACAGAAGAUGAUUCGAAUACUGAAAAAUCAAAUUCUCUGAAGAAAAAAGUAGCUGAAGAAAAACGUCAAAGGGAUCAUAUUCUCCAACUCAAUCAAAUAUUGGCUAAACAAGUAAUGGAAAAAAGCAAAAUGGUGGCUGUGAGUGCUCUCGCGUGUCUUCCUCACGACAUGGAUUCCAGCAUCGAUGACGAUGAUCUAUCGCCGGUAACUCCGCUGCCUCUAUACCAACAGCGGGAGAAUUUUUAUUCCUAAAGGCAGAUAUCGAAAUGCAGGUGAAGAGGGUCGGAAGGAAGCCGCUUUUCUAACAGAUAAUGAAAGUGACACAUCCAUAGCUACGUACCUCUGGCUUUCCAAUGUACAAAG
This is a messenger RNA of Ceratosolen solmsi marchali, 3870 nucleotides long. RefSeq names its product nuclear factor of activated T-cells 5. The transcript is spliced from 20 exons. Bases 166 to 3759 code for a protein of 1197 amino acids. The record is from RefSeq and is a predicted model, not a curated record. NCBI's taxonomy places the organism in Eukaryota, Metazoa, Arthropoda, Insecta, Hymenoptera, Agaonidae.